Messenger RNA from Andrographis paniculata, 2578 nucleotides. Its product is annotated as transcription termination factor MTEF18, mitochondrial-like. Gene Ontology annotation, cellular component: chloroplast. The record is from RefSeq and is a predicted model, not a curated record. Bases 102 to 1856 code for a protein of 584 amino acids. Gene Ontology annotation, molecular function: double-stranded DNA binding. NCBI's taxonomy places the organism in Eukaryota, Viridiplantae, Streptophyta, Magnoliopsida, Lamiales, Acanthaceae. Gene Ontology annotation, biological process: chloroplast organization; regulation of DNA-templated transcription. The transcript has 2 exons.
UGAACCCUAAACCCUGUACUGUUGUACAUUACUUACUGCCCAAAUUGAAGAAUCCAUACUUUGCUUUCUUCGUAAUUGAUUGAUUGAUAUCUAUCUCUCCCAUGACCGGUUUCCACAAGCUUCGAAGCCUCAAUUCUCUCUCUCUCAAGCUCUGCCGCCGCUCGGAUAUUUACGGUACAUCGUCGGAACCUCAACUCUACGUGAAUGGGCUGCGCCACACUUGGCACUUCAUUAGGCUUUUCCGCGCACAGAGGGCGGAUACUCCUGAAUUCGAGGGGAAUCGUUGCGAGCUACCGAAGAAGUCAGUACUGGCUACGAAACACGAAGCACAGGCAGCUUUUAUGGAGUACCUGCACACCACUCGGAAUCUGAGGUUCACAGAUGCUGAAAACAUGAGUAAGAACGCCUCAGAUUUUCUGGAUGGAUUGUUGCAGAGGGUGGAAAUUGAUGCCGGUGAUGUUGGCGGAUCGCUGGCGCGUUUCUUGAGGUACCAUCCUGUUAAUGAAUUCGAGCCAUUCUUCGAAAGCAUUGGUUUGAAACCAUCCGAGUAUGCUUCAUUCCUUCCACGCAACUUGAUGUUUCUAAACGACGAUCAGUUUCUAUUGCAGAACUAUUAUACAUUGUGUAAUUAUGGAGUUCGUAGGGAUAAAAUCGGGCGUAUCUAUAAGGAAGCCAGGGACCUUUUCCGGCACGAUUCUAGCAUUUUAAAGUCGAGGCUUGGAUCAUUCGAGCUCCUCGGAUUAGAACAGUUUCUUGUUGCGAAGAUUAUUACUUCGAGUCCUUAUCUUCUGAGGGGAGAUUCCAAUAAGGAAUUCCUUGAGUUUCUUGAAAAGUUGAAGAACAUAGGGAUUGGGUAUGAUUGGCUUGCAGAGCAUAUACACGAAGGGUCUUCCUACAGCUGGAAAUGCAUGCUUGAGCUCAUGUGUUUGUUAACUAAGAUGGGUUUGAACGAGGACAAAGUGGGAGAAGUAAUUAUACGACAUCCUGGGCUUUUGUUUGAGGGAUCUGGACGAUUUGCCAACCGCAUAGUUGGGAUGUUGUUGAAAUUUGGCUCCACACAAAGUGAUAUACAGACUAUGUUUCUUCAAUUCCCAGAUUUAUCUGCUGCAAAGUUUGUGAACAAUUUAGGUCGGUGCUAUAAGCUCUUGGUGAAGAUAAGGAUGCCGGUAGAAGAUAUUGGUUGGAUAUUUCGCUCGUACCCACUAUUGUUGGGUUCUUGUGAAGUCAGAGAGUUCCACAGCAUGAGGUGUGCAUUAAAUUGUGGGAGGGAAAGGCUUCGCCAAAUGGUCAUGGAUGAUCCCACUGUGUUGAAAAAAUGGGUUAUUGGAGUACGAAUUGAGAGGCCACCCGAGAUGAAGAGGAUUUUAAAAGUUAAAAUUCUUAGAACUAAGUUUCUAUUAAACUUAGGCUUUGUUGAGAAGUCGAAGGAAAUGGAGAAGGCUAUCAAAGCAUUGCGGGGGAAAGCCGGAGAACUCCAAGAGAGGUUUGAUUAUUUGGUGAAUGCUGGAUUGAGUCGUCAGGAUGCCAUAAGGAUGGUGAAAGUAUAUCCUGAAAUUAUCAACCAGUCCACAGACUCUAUCGCAGCGAAAAUUGAUUGUUUUGUGAGGGAUUUGGGGUAUCCUUUGUCUGAUUUAGUGACUCAUCCGCGCCUUCUCUCUUAUACUAUUCCCAGGCUGAAGCUAAGGCUUCUGACGUAUAGAUGGCUCAAAAAUGAAGGAGCAGUGAAUCCAAACCUCACCUUGAGCUCUAUCUUCGCCUGCUCCAAUGAUACAUUUCUUAGGUGUUAUGUAAAGUCCCAUUCAGGAGGACGUGAAAUUUGGGAGAGAUUGAAGGAAGAAUUAUAUUCUCAUGAGUAGGAACAAUCAAAAGAAACGCGGAUUUGAUCGGAGCUUCAUUUGAAAACACAGUUGGCAGCAAAAUUAGGAUUUUGAGAAAUGCAGAAUCUUCUUUUGGGAGUUCAACCAGAUUUAUCCGGACAUCAAGUAACUGCAUAUUAAUGACUCAAAACAUGUUUAGCCUAGCAUAUUUUUGAGGAUUCAGAAGUGAAAAUGUUGGGUUGAAACAGUUGGGUUUCUUGCAUUUGAUCAGAUGUAAUUGCUCACUUGAGGGUUACUGGUGUUGCUACCGUGUUCUUCCGGAAAUAUUUUUGUCGUGCAAAGAAGAUCUGCGGCUGGAAUUCUGUUUUCUAUGUUAAUCCAAGAUUCAUGGAAAGCUCUGUUGUCAAGGUUUUCAGGCAGCCAGGUACUAACUGGCCCUUGUUGUCUUUGGUGGAGGCUCAAUUGGAUUGUGGCAGGAAAAGAAGGAUGAUGAUGCCAACAAGUAUGAUUUCUGAAAGAGAUAUGGACACCUCACCCAACAAAAGCAGCAAAGCAUUUAGGGGAUUGAAGUGAAGUGAUCAUCAUAAACUUCAGAGGUUAGUUACUUAUCUAUCCUUGUGACUCGGUGCAUUACAUGUUGUAUGAAAGUGAAAGAUAAUAUAAUUAUAGGAUAACAAACACAAACCAUUAUGUUGUUCUUAUGGAGUAGUACAAAUGAAUAGUAUGUAAUGCCCCUGUUGAAAUAUAACUAUGUAGAGAAA